Entrophospora sp. SA101 is the source of this 264-nucleotide messenger RNA. NCBI's taxonomy places the organism in Eukaryota, Fungi, Glomeromycota, Glomeromycetes, Entrophosporales, Entrophosporaceae. The record is from the annotation of a GenBank genome assembly.
AUGGCAGAGUUUAAAAACUUAUCAGAUUUAACAACAAACCUUUCCCCCGAACAAGAUUUUAUUAGUUGCUUUGAAAAACUUCGUUGGAAUGACAAAAUAAUCUCUCCUUUCGACCCUAACUCCAAGGCUACGCCGUGGGUUUUUUGUCCUAUUUUUGAAACUGCAUUGAAAAACAGUGUAGAAAUAGACAAAACCUUUAUCGGAGGGAAGAACAAGAAUAGACAUUGGGAUAAAAAGGUUCCUCACUCCCAAGGUAGAAGUUGA